Messenger RNA from Trichechus manatus latirostris (Florida manatee), 1866 nucleotides. It is a transcript of the gene SH3GL1, whose product is annotated as SH3 domain containing GRB2 like 1, endophilin A2. Gene Ontology annotation, biological process: synaptic vesicle uncoating. The record is from RefSeq and is a predicted model, not a curated record. The coding region runs from base 658 to 1866 and encodes 402 amino acids. Gene Ontology annotation, cellular component: glutamatergic synapse; cytoplasm; presynapse. NCBI's taxonomy places the organism in Eukaryota, Metazoa, Chordata, Mammalia, Sirenia, Trichechidae. Gene Ontology annotation, molecular function: protein binding. The transcript has 8 exons.
GCCGAGGGGACGAAGCUUGACGAUGACUUUAAAGAGAUGGAAAAGAAAGUGGAUGUCACCAGUAAGGCUGUGACGGAGGUGCUGGCCAGAACCAUUGAGUACCUCCAGCCUAACCCAGGUAGGGAUGCCAGCCAACUGCAGGGGUCUGUGUUCCUCAGGAAUCUUCUGGUUGCUGGAGCAUGAAGAGGGAACGUAUAGGUUCCCAGAACAUAAAUGCCCAGAUUAGGCAGAAUUCAGGCACAGCUGGAUCCAGGGGUCCUGCUGGUGUCCUCUGGCGAAUGCGUUUCCUCCCUGUAUCAUCUGGCAGCGCAGGCUCCUCUGUGCCGGCUUCAUUCUCCAGCUGCGUGUUUCUAGGCUUACAGCGUCCUGUCUUUCCCCCAGCUCGCUCACGGAGGCAGUUUCAAUUGGAUGCCCAUCCUCAGUUUACACAGGCCUGGGGCUGGGGUCACUGGACUGACAAGGAGGCCGGGGCCUUUCCCCAGAGGAAGAGCCAAACACAGGGGGUGCUGUGGGGCGGGGCCAGGCGGCCCAGGUGCAGGCGUCCCUUGAGACCUCUGCCAGGGUUGUGGAAGGAGUGCAGCCGGCAGCCCCGAGGCUGAGAUAGCGGUGGGUGCCCUGUGCCCCAGCACGCCUGCCGUCUGGGGCACUGCUCCCUAGAUGGGGGAGGGGACUUCUAGGCCACACUUGGGCUCUCUGAUGGGGGUAGGGGGCUGCAGCCUCGACGGGAGGCCUCGGAGAGGGGAGCUCACUUGGGCACCGUUGCCUGGCUUCUUUGUGGCUGAUGGACGGGGGAGGGGAUCUCACAGGAGGCCCGUGGGAGCUGCCCAUCCGUCUGCUCUUUCCCUGGUGGGGCCCCUCUGGAGAGGGGACACUUUCACGGUAACACUGUGGGAGGGAGAGGGGAGCAGCCAGCGUGCCGGACCCACUUGGCCCCGCCCCGUUCCAGCCUCGCGGGCCAAGCUGACGAUGCUUAACACCAUGUCCAAGAUCCGGGGCCAGGUGAAGAACCCCGGGUACCCGCAGUCGGAGGGCCUGCUGGGCGAGUGCAUGACCCGCCACGGCAAGGAGCUGGGUGGCGAGUCCAACUUUGGUGAUGCCCUGCUGGACGCCGGGGAGUCCAUGAAGCGACUGGCCGAGGUCAAGGACUCUCUGGACAUCGAGGUCAAGCAGAACUUCAUCGACCCCCUCCAGAACCUGUGCGACAAGGACCUGAAGGAGAUCCAGCACCACCUGAAGAAGCUGGAGGGCCGGCGCCUGGACUUCGACUACAAGAAGAAGCGGCAGGGCAAGAUCCCCGAUGAGGAGCUGCGCCAGGCCAUGGAGAAGUUCGAGGAGUCCAAGGAGGUGGCCGAAACCAGCAUGCACAACCUCCUGGAGACUGACAUCGAGCAGGUGAGCCAGCUCUCCGCGCUAGUGGACGCGCAGCUGGACUACCACCGGCAGGCAGUGCAGAUCCUUGAGGAGCUGGCUGAGAAGCUCAAGCGGAGGAUGCGUGAGGCCUCGUCGCGCCCCAAGCGGGAGUACAAGCCCAAGCCCCGGGAGACCUAUGACCUCGGAGAGUUGGAGCAGUCCAACGGGGGCUUUCCCUGCACCACAGCCCCCAAGAUCACAGCGUCUUCAUCCUUCCGGUCUUCUGACAAGCCCGUCCGGACCCCCAGCAGGAAUAUGCCGCCCCUGGACCAGCCGAGCUGCAAGGCCCUGUACGACUUUGAGCCCGAGAACGACGGCGAGCUGGGCUUCCGUGAGGGCGACGUCAUCACGCUCACCAACCAGAUCGACGAGAACUGGUACGAGGGCAUGCUCAACGGCCAGUCAGGCUUCUUCCCACUCAGCUAUGUGGAGGUGCUGGUGCCCCUGCCGCAGUGA